This is a messenger RNA of Misgurnus anguillicaudatus (oriental weatherfish), 1258 nucleotides long. RefSeq lists its product as uncharacterized. Gene Ontology annotation, molecular function: lysozyme activity. The record is from RefSeq and is a predicted model, not a curated record. Lineage: Eukaryota; Metazoa; Chordata; Actinopteri; Cypriniformes; Cobitidae.
UGGGCUGGACCAGUAGCACAGGCGGAAGUGACUCUUAUAAGACAGGUCACAGUAUAGAGGAACACAGACUCUAGACAAGCAUCUUCUCGACAGAACCUCUGGUAUCAGAGAAAUGGAGAGAGUUUAUUCGCUAAAGAUGUUGGCAGUUUUGGCUCUGGUUCUGCUGGUGUCCAGUGUGAAUGGACGCAUUAUGACUAAAUGUGAGCUGAAGGCUCAGCUGGAUGCUGCUCAAAUUUAUGUGCCAGACAAUAUGAUCUUGGAAAAUCUCAUCGCCAGUCUUGUCUGCAGGGCAAAUGGCUCAGCCUUCAACACCAAAUUUGUCAAAUUCGUCACCGACAACCAUGAUGGUCAACUUCCCCUUCAAGGUUCACCCCCACCUAGGCAUCAAGAUUCCACUCAAAGACCAACUCCACCUAGGCCUCAAGAUACCCAUCAAGGUCAACCUCAAUCUGGGCCUCAAGAUACCCAUCAAGGUCAACCUCAAUCUGGGCCUCAAGAUACCCAUCAAGGUCAACCUCAAUCUGGGCCUCAAGAUACCCAUCAAGGUCAACCUCAAUCUGGGCCUCAAGAUACCCAUCAAGGUCAACCUCAAUCUGGGCCUCAAGAUACCCAUCAAGGUCAACCUCUGUCUGGGUCUCAAGGUUUCCCUCAAGUUCCACCUCCACCUGGGCCAAAACAGUCAUCUCACAAACCACCUCAACAAGUUAAAUCUCUGCCUCAAGGACCUAAAGGCCCCCGAAAACAUAAGAGAUUCGCCCGUCAGGAAAGAGACCUACUGCCUCCUGCUGUCUGGCACCAGUUUGGACUGUUUCAGCUGAGUGACACUGUGGCCUGUAAUUCUGGCGUUUUGUCAUCUCUCAACAUCUGCAAAAUGAACUGCAGCGCUUUGAUUGAAGAUGACAUCACGAAUGACAUAAUUUGCAUGAAUACCCUGAUGCAACAAGUGAAACCCACGGGGCAAGUUAACCCUGCUGCGCCAAUAAGAAUGGAGGACCUGCUGGGGAAGGAGUGUGAACAUGUUGAUGCAUCUCAUUACUUUUCUGACUGUGUUUAAAACAUUCAAUGUCCCCCCAUCUGACCCUAGACUUACAACCACCCAUUUUAAACUUUUAUUCAGAGUAAAAAUAUCUGCAUGCUGUCCUACGUUAUUUCCCAGGAAGGAUGUUUGUCAGCUUCAUGGCUACUGUCACAAAAGCUCAACAGUCGAAUGAUUUUAAUGACUUUUAUUGAACGGUAAUUGGGUCAUUAUAAUGGUGGU